AAACAUCAGCGUCGCGUCUGUUGCUAGGAAACCGCUCCGCUUCCUGCUUCCUGCUGCGCGGUAGUGUUUCCGGUGCGUGGUGCACACGUGGGUUUGUUGUAGUGAUGUCGGAUGAGGAGAGCAGCGUUCUGAGCAGCCUGCGGCUCGCGUCGCACGCCCCGCUGGAUGCCGCGCAACGCGCCGGCCGGAUGAAGUGCUCGCGCUGCGGCGCGUCGCGCAUGUUCUACUGCUACAGCUGCUGCGCGCUGGUCGGGCUCGCGCCGCGGGACGUUCCGAGCGUCGAGCUGCCGGUGAAGAUCGACAUCAUCAAACACCCCAACGAAACGGACGGAAAGAGCACAGCGAUGCAGGCCAAACUGCUGGCGCCGCGGGACGUCAACAUCUACACCUACCCCUGCAUCCCUGAGCUGGACCAGAGCAAAGAAAACAUCGUGCUGGUGUUUCCCGGUCCUGACGCCAUGACGGUGGAGGAACUGUGGGAGCAUUUCUCCGCCGAUGGGAAGCCGAGAGUGAAGAGGUUAAAGGUGACCGACGCAGAUCCUGAGACGCACAGCUGCCCGAUCCAGAGAGUGGUGUUCAUCGACAGCACCUGGAACCAGACGACCAGAAUCAUCACAGACGAACGUCUUCAAGCUUUACCAAACGUGGAGCUGAAGAGCAGAAGAACCUGUUUUUGGCGGCAUCAGAAAGGGUGUCCAGACACGUACCUGGCCACAGUAGAGGCUGUUUACUACUUCUUAAAGGACCUGCACAGCCACUAUUUCUCUGAGUACACGGGAGAAUACGAUAACCUGCUGUUCUUCUUCUCAUUCCUGCAUAAACUGAUCAACAAAGCCAAACAGGCUGCUGGGAAAGUGUGACC
Messenger RNA from Onychostoma macrolepis, 862 nucleotides. RefSeq names its product DTW domain containing 1 (gene dtwd1). The transcript has 4 exons. NCBI's taxonomy places the organism in Eukaryota, Metazoa, Chordata, Actinopteri, Cypriniformes, Cyprinidae. The coding region runs from base 105 to 860 and encodes 251 amino acids. Gene Ontology annotation, biological process: tRNA modification. Gene Ontology annotation, molecular function: tRNA-uridine aminocarboxypropyltransferase activity. Gene Ontology annotation, cellular component: nucleus. The record is from RefSeq and is a predicted model, not a curated record.